AUGGCAACCGCUGAGACCGUCGACCUUACCCCUCCCCACGAGCCCAAGGAGGAGAGCAUCAAGACCUUCAAGGCCAUCGAGCACGAGCUGAAGAAGGAACUUGUCCACAUUCGCCACGACCACGACAAGCAUGAGAAGGAAUACUUCGAGGCGGUUUCUCACCUGAGCGACCAAGACCUCGCCGGCUUCUCCGAUGACGACUUCAAAGAAGUCCGCGUUGGAGUCUCCGCGUACGGCAUUCACCUGUUUGGCAAAGUCAAGAUUCCCGCCUUGCCAGAGUCUGGUCCGGCGUACAUUCACUUCCGAGCCUUCACCACCGGCAGCGACAGCGGCGAUGUCUCGAAGCUUCACAGCAUUCACACGGAGGAGAAAGAAGAUGGCAGUGGCGGUACCAAGUACAGGGCGAUCUUCACCAAGAACGACCCGCUCGAGUGGUUCGACACCUAG
Messenger RNA from Phaeoacremonium minimum UCRPA7, 447 nucleotides. RefSeq lists its product as hypothetical. Lineage: Eukaryota; Fungi; Ascomycota; Sordariomycetes; Togniniales; Togniniaceae. Bases 1 to 447 code for a protein of 148 amino acids. The record is from RefSeq and is a predicted model, not a curated record. The transcript has 4 exons.